Penicillium maclennaniae is the source of this 2211-nucleotide messenger RNA. It is a transcript of the gene dbp7, whose product is annotated as putative ATP-dependent RNA helicase. The transcript has 3 exons. Gene Ontology annotation, cellular component: nucleus. The coding region runs from base 1 to 2211 and encodes 736 amino acids. Gene Ontology annotation, molecular function: nucleic acid binding; ATP binding. The record is from RefSeq and is a predicted model, not a curated record. NCBI's taxonomy places the organism in Eukaryota, Fungi, Ascomycota, Eurotiomycetes, Eurotiales, Aspergillaceae. Gene Ontology annotation, biological process: ribosome biogenesis.
AUGGCCGACGAUGGAAUGCUCUUGAACUUUGCCAUCGGUGACUCUGUCAUCAAGCCCGAGGCAAAGUUCAAAGGAGGCAGGUGGCGCGACCGCCUCACGGCGAAGAAGCGCUCGCAGCAUCAUCCCAACCCCGACGCCGCCCAGAACAAACACGGCGAAUCGAAGAACCCAAAUCACAUUCAAAUCCCCUCUACAAGGCCUGCAAAGCGACAAAGGACUUCCGACGAUGCGCCCAGCGGUGGUCGUUCGCGAGGCCAGCAUCAAUCAUCGCAGCGGAAGAACCCCAAUGAUUUCGUUUCCUCGCUUUUCACCAAGAACCCCGAGGCUCAGAACGCCAUCGAACCAAAGACCGACGAGCCUGUUGAAGAUGCAAAGCCGACAAAUGCCCCCUUGAUCGACGGGCUCGACACUUUCACAAACCUAGGCCUCUCGCCGAACUUGGCCGCGCAUCUUCUCACAAAACUCGAAUUGAAGGCGCCUACUGGUAUUCAAAAGAGUUCCAUCUCACAGUUGCUUAAGGAGGAUAGCGACGCAUUCAUACAGGCCGAGACUGGUUCUGGAAAGACCCUGGCUUACCUUUUGCCGCUAGUCCAGCGCAUUAUGGCUCUCUCAAAAGCUACAAAAGAGGAUGGUGUCCACCGCGAUAGUGGACUGUUUGCGAUCAUCUUGGCUCCCACUCGCGAGUUGUGCAAACAGAUCUCUGUAGUUUUGGAGAAUCUUCUCCGAUGCGCGAACUGGAUCGUUUGUGGAACCGUGAUCGGUGGGGAAAAGAAGAAAUCAGAGAAGGCACGGUUGAGGAAAGGCCUAAAUAUUCUUGUCGCCACCCCUGGACGUCUUGCCGAUCAUCUUGAUAAUACUCAGGCGCUGGAUGUGAGCAAUGUACGCUGGUUGGUAUUGGAUGAGGGUGAUCGCUUGAUGGAACUUGGAUUUGAGGAGGAAUUGAAGGGUAUUGUCAGCAAGCUUGACGCGAGACAGCGACCCAGUCGCAUUCCUGGCGUGCCAACACGAAGGACUACUGUUCUGUGCUCUGCUACUCUGAAGAUGAAUGUGCAACGUCUUGGAGAAAUCAGUUUGAAGGAUGCGGUGCAUAUUAAGGCGAACGCGGAGGAUGGGGAUGAGGGCGUGAAGAAUGGAAGUGAUGACGGAGAAGAAAACUUCCGCGUUCCCGCACAGCUCAAGCAAUCCUACGCAAUUGUUGCAGCUAAACUGCGUUUGGUCUCGUUGACCGCAUACUUGAAGAGAACAUUCAUCCGAAAAGGCUCUGUGAUGAAGGCUAUUGUGUUCGUGUCAUGUGCCGAUGAGGUCGAUUUCCUUUUCGAGGUGUUCUCUAGAAAGCACGGCAAGAGGAGAGAGGAUACACCCGAAAAGGAAGGCGAGGAGAAGAAGAGCGACGAUGAAGAAAAGAAAGAGAAGGACGAGCGAGAGAAGCUCUCCCCACAUGGCACCAUCGCUCCUGGUACAGCUUUCUCCAACCCAUCGAACCCCGUUGUCCUCCACCGACUCCACGGCUCCCCCCCCAACACCACCAGCGCCUCCGUCAUGAUCUGUACCGACGUCGCCUCCCGCGGUCUGGAUCUGCCCAACGUCGACCUAGUCAUUGAAUACGACCCCGCCUUCAGCGCAGACGACCACACCCACCGUAUCGGCCGUACCGCCCGUCUGGGCCGCGACGGCCGUGCAUGUAUUUUCCUCCAGCCCGGCUGCGAAGAGAAUUACGUCGAGGUCCUCAAGCGCGGCUACCGCGACGGAGGCAAAGCGCUCACCCGCACUGACGCCACUGAGAUCCUGAAGCGCGGCUUCGGUAGCACCAACGGCUCGAACAGUAAGAAUUGGGAGGAAAAGACCACCGAUUGGCAGAUGGAUUACCUCGAAAUGGCCCGUCGCGCAUUCCAGUCCCACAUCCGUGCCUACGCGACUCACAUCGCUGCCGAGCGCAGCAUGUUCAAUAUCAAGGAACUCCAUCUCGGUCAUCUUGCUAAGAGUUUCGCGUUGCGCGAUCGGCCCGGCAAAAUCAAUGUCCCGGGUCUGCGUACUAGCCAGGCAGAGACGAAGAAGGACUUCAAGGCUGCUCGCGGUGGUGCGGGACAGAAGAGAAAGGCUGGUGCCGCUGAUGAUGGACCAACUUCAACAAACACCGACGAUGCGGCACGCAAAAUGAGAGCCAAGAUGAGGGAGCAUAUGGCUGGCGCGAACGAGUUCAACCUGGCUUAA